Rotaria sp. Silwood2 is the source of this 960-nucleotide messenger RNA. NCBI's taxonomy places the organism in Eukaryota, Metazoa, Rotifera, Eurotatoria, Philodinida, Philodinidae. The record is from the annotation of a GenBank genome assembly.
AUGUCGACUCAGAAUCUCUUUUACGAUUCCAAUGAUUUACCAUCAAACGUAUUAACUUUAAUUGAUGAUAAGUUUUAUGAUUUUGUGGAACAACAUUUAGGAAUGUAUCAAUCAUUAUUAUUGAAAAUACAACAAAUUAAUUCAGUUUCAUGUUUUUUAUUAACUGACGAUCCAUGUCACAUUUUAAGCUUAAGCAUCAACGACAAUGAACUAUAUGAGUUAAAAAAACAUAUAUGUUUUCAAUUAUCGGAUGGUUCAUUUUUUGUCAAACCUGGUGUUAAAAUUGGAUUCAAAUGUUUGCAUGAUUUGCUGACAAAAGAAGUUGAAGAAAAAUUAAAAAAGUCAAAGAAUACAAAAGUACAAGUAAGCACAACCGCUCCAUUCAACAUUUUAUCAUCAUCAUUUUUAACACCACCACUAACAACAAUAUCAACAGAAACAAUUCCCGCAGCUUCGCAGAAUACGCAUUCAUCACUUAAAGAACCGUCAUCAACAUCAAUUAAUGAACAUAAGAAGAUGGAAAAGAUUUUUUUUUUGAAUGUUGCAUUUAAUGAAAGAAAUGCACUUAAAGCAAGUGUAAAAUGUAACUGUGGUCGAAUAAUAACCUUAACUGUAAAAAAUGGAAAUAUUCAGCUCUCUAAUUUUCAAAAGCACUUGCGUAUGACGAACUGUAGUCAUAUGAAUUUUUUAAAAAGAAAUUUUACAACACAAAAAAAAACAAAUCUUCAACAAUCAUCAAGCAGCUCGUCAUCGUCGAUUGAUGCCUCAUUAACACCAUCUAAACCAACACAACAACAAUCUGUUUUACAAGUUCCUGUUUUUGUUUCAACUGAUGCAUCAUCAAUAGUAUCUGCGCGUUCGUCGAAUAUAGAUACAACUGUGCCACAAACAGACUCUCGAAAACGUGAUCUUGAAUUAAAACCAUCGUCAUCUCAAAAGAUAAAGCGAACUCGGAUUUGA